AGCGGCCGGAACGGGCCGGGGCCUAAGUCCCGACGGCGACGCUCGUGGCUGCCUGGACGCGGGAGCUGGGGAGGCGCGGCCAGCCGGCAUGCGGGGCCCGGGCGGCGCCGCUGCCCUGCGGGAGUGAUCCGAGACAUGAGGAGCCGGCGCGGCCGGGGCAGCGGCGGCGGCUCGUGAGCCCGGAAUGGAGGACCGAUACGGCGGGGACGUGCUGGCCGGCCCGGGCGGCGGCGGCGGCCUGGGGCCGGUGGACGUGCCCAGCGCCCGGCUAACGAAAUAUAUUAUAUUACUAUGCUUCACUAAAGUUUUGAAGGCUGUGGGACUUUUUGAAUCAUAUGAUCUCUUAAAAGUAGUUCACAUUGUUCAGUUCAUUUUUAUAUUAAAACUUGGAACUGCAGUUUUUAUGGUUUUGUUUCAAAAACCAUUUUCUUCUGGGAAAACCAUUACCAAACACCAGUGGAUCACAAUAUUCAAACACGCAGUGUCUGGGUGUAUCAUAUCACUCUUGUGGUUUUUUGGCCUCACGCUUUGUGGACCACUAAGGACUUUGCUGCUAUUUGAACACAGUGACAUUGUUGUCAUCUCGCUGCUGAGUGUUUUAUUCACUAGCUCUGGAGGAGGACCAGCAAAGACUAGAGGAGCUGCUUUCUUCAUUAUUGCUGUGAUCUGCUUACUGCUUUUCGACAAUGAUGAUCUCAUGGCGAAAAUAGCUGAACACCCUGAGGGGCACCACGACAGCGCACUCACUCACAUGCUCUACACGGCCAUCUCCUUCCUAGGGGUGGCGGACCACAAGGGUGGAGUAUUGUUGCUAGUACUGGCUUUGUGUUGUAAAGUUGGUUUUCACACAGCUUCCAGAAAGCUCUCCAUAGAUGUUGGAGGAGCCAAGCGUCUUCAAGCCUUAUCGCAUCUUGCUUCUGUCCUUCUGCUGUGCCCCUGGGUCAUUGUUCUUUCUCUGACGACCGAGAGUAAAGUUGAGUCUUGGUUUUCUCUCAUUAUGCCUUUCACGAUGGUUAUUUUUUUUGUCAUGAUCCUGGAUUUCUAUGUGGAUUCCAUUUGUUCAGUCAAAAUGGAAGUUGCCAAAUGUGCCCGCUAUGGAUCCUUGCCCAUUUUCAUUACUGCUCUCCUUUUUGGAAAUUUUUGGACCCAUCCCAUAACAGACCAGCUUCGGGCCAUGAGCCGAGCGGCACACCAGGGGAGCACGGAGCACGUUCUGUCUGGAGGAGUGGUCGUGAGCGCCGCGUUCUUCAUGCUCUCGGCCAACAUCUUAUCGUCCCCUUCUAAGCGAGGGCAGAAAGGCACUCUGAUUGGAUAUUCCCCCGAAGGAACACCACUGUACAACCUCAUGGGGGAUGCGUUUCAGCACAGCUCCCAGUCCGUCCCUCGGUUCAUUAAGGAAUCGUUGAAACAGAUUCUCGAGGAGAGUGACUCGAGGCAGAUCUUUUACUUCUUGUGCUUGAAUCUGCUGUUCACGUUUGUGGAGUUAUUCUAUGGCGUGCUGACCAACAGCCUGGGCCUGAUCUCCGACGGCUUCCACAUGCUGUUCGACUGCUCUGCCCUGGUGAUGGGUCUUUUUGCCGCCUUGAUGAGCAGGUGGAAGGCGACUCGGAUCUUCUCAUACGGGUAUGGCCGAAUCGAAAUUCUUUCUGGAUUUAUCAAUGCACUUUUUCUAAUAGUAAUAGCAUUUUUCGUGUUUAUGGAGUCAGUGGCUAGAUUGAUUGAUCCUCCGGAGUUAGACACACACAUGUUAACACCAGUAUCAGUCGGAGGGCUGAUAGUAAACCUCAUUGGUGUCUGUGCCUUCAGCCACGCCCACAGUCACGCCCACAGCCACGCCCACGGAGCUUCGCCAGGAAGCUGUCACUCCGAUCACAGCCACUCACACCAUGCCCACGGACACAGCGACCACGGGCAUGGGCACGGGCACAGCCACGGGUCCCCGGGCGGGGGCAUGAAUGCCAACAUGAGGGGUGUGUUCCUCCAUGUUCUGGCAGACACGCUUGGCAGUAUCGGUGUGAUCGUGUCCACAAUCCUGAUAGAGCAGUUUGGAUGGUUCAUUGCUGAUCCCCUCUGUUCGCUUUUUAUUGCCGUAUUAAUAUUCCUCAGUGUUAUCCCACUGAUUAAAGAUGCCUGUCAGGUUCUACUUCUGAGACUACCACCAGAAUAUGAAAAAGAACUGCAUAUUGCUUUAGAAAAGAUACAAAAAAUUGAAGGAUUGAUAUCAUACCGAGAUCCUCAUUUCUGGCGCCAUUCUGCCAGUAUUGUGGCAGGAACAAUUCAUAUCCAGGUGACGUCCGAUGUGCUGGAACAAAGAAUAGUACAGCAGGUCACAGGAAUACUAAAAGAUGCAGGGGUUAACAAUUUAACAAUUCAAGUAGAAAAAGAGGCAUACUUUCAACAUAUGUCUGGCCUGAGUACUGGAUUUCAUGAGGUUCUGGCUAUGACCAAGCAAAUGGAGUCCAUGAAAUACUGCAGAGAUGGUACUUACAUCAUGUGAGAGAAUUCAAGAAGGACGCCUAGGGUGUGUGCAAACCACCAAGAUCCAGUGGCUCAGGGCUGGUGGUACCGCAAGGACAGAGACUUUAAAGCUCCCUCGUAUUGGAUGAAGGACUCUCUCCUACAGGAAAUUUAACUAUUGAUUGAAGCAUUGAUUGCACAAGGAACGUGGUGAUUUGAAUUACGUGUUUGAAGCGAAUCUAGAGAUUGAGUGAACAUGAUGUGUCAUAUCAUCUUCAGAAAUGGACACAAUGAUGGAUCUGGUGAAGACCAAAAUGACUUCUGCGUUUCCUUUCUAUCAGAAAGCAUCUCCAUUGUACAUAUGUACUUAUGUGUUCAUUAUGCAAAUCCAAAUGAAAAAUUUUUAGUCGAUUUUUGCAUAGCCUCAAGAUAAAAUAGGAAUAAAAGUUCUAUAUUUAUGGAUAUUCUGUAUAUAAAAUUGGUUUCUAAUUAUAAGCUAAGACCAUUAAGUAGAAUCUGUAUUGUCACUUCAAAAGUAAACUGUUAUUGGGGGAAGCUUCGGCCACUGAUAGGACAUCAACAGUGAGGGCAGGAAGUACAUGACACUGCAGUUUUUGAUGUUAUUAAAACCAACCACUCUGUAAAAUAAA
This is a messenger RNA of Ochotona curzoniae (black-lipped pika), 3107 nucleotides long. It is a transcript of the gene SLC30A5, whose product is annotated as solute carrier family 30 member 5. The coding region runs from base 185 to 2497 and encodes 770 amino acids. Gene Ontology annotation, molecular function: zinc ion transmembrane transporter activity. Gene Ontology annotation, cellular component: membrane; Golgi apparatus. The transcript has 16 exons. The record is from RefSeq and is a predicted model, not a curated record. Lineage: Eukaryota; Metazoa; Chordata; Mammalia; Lagomorpha; Ochotonidae. Gene Ontology annotation, biological process: zinc ion transport; intracellular zinc ion homeostasis; transmembrane transport.